AAUAUAACAGAAUUUCGCCACAAUAUGAUAAAAUGAGCCGUGGGGCGCACGGCGCAGCUCAAGCGUCCACCACCAAAGGAUAAGGCCAUUUUGCCACUGCGUCACUUCCCAAGCGCUCGCUGCAAAGCUCUCUCAGGCAUGGCCUCCAAUCUUCUCUCUCAGGUGCUGUUUACGAUUCCUAGAAACCCUACACAGUCGCAUCCGAGGACGCUAGGGUGUUCCGCCUUCGUCUCUCGUCAUCCCUCUCCGGUCAAUUUGGCUCGAGCUUCGUUUCCUAGGGUUUCGUCGGAUGCGCUUGGAUCGAGUUUUGACCCCGUGACGGCGAAAUUGGGUGCUUUGUCGUUUGUUGUCAGAGCGGAGUCGAGCUCUGGGGGAGAAGCGGAGGCCACUGAGAGCGUUGAAGAGAGUGAAGCUGCUGAUUCUGAAGCCCCUGAAGUGGAGGCUGAGGCUGAAGCAGAGGUCCAAGAGGAGGAAAAGCCGCCGAGGGAUCCUCGGGUCAAGCUGGGAGACAUAAUGGGGAUCUUAAAUAAGAGAGCCAUUGAGGCAUCUGAGCAGCAAAGGCCUGUUCCUGACCUCAGGACUGGGGACAUUGUGGAAAUCAAACUGGAAGUUCCAGAAAAUAGGCGUAGAUUGUCUAUAUAUAAAGGUAUAGUCAUAUCAAAGCAAAAUGCUGGUAUUCACACGACAAUUCGGAUUCGGAGGAUAAUUGCUGGCAUUGGGGUUGAGAUUGUGUUCCCUGUGUACUCCCCAAAUAUCAAAGAGAUAAAAGUAUUGAGCCACAGGAAAGUAAGAAGAGCAAGGUUGUACUAUUUGAGAGAGAAGCUUCCCAGGCUCUCCACUUUUAAAUGAAAGCCAUGGAGGAGGAUGGUUCUUUGUCAUGUAUUUUGCCUUUAAUUAGUUGCCUUUCCUCGCUUUCCAUGGUAAUUCUAGAGGCUAAAUUUGUUCUGAAUCCUAUUUUUGUGAUGAAAUAUAAAAUUCCCUCGUUUCCCUGAGGUAAUCCAUGAAAUAUUCCAAGGAUUGAUAUAUAUAUAUAUGUAUUUGUAUAUUGGAUUA
Diospyros lotus (date-plum) is the source of this 1053-nucleotide messenger RNA. RefSeq names its product 50S ribosomal protein L19-1, chloroplastic. Gene Ontology annotation, biological process: translation. Gene Ontology annotation, cellular component: ribosome. Gene Ontology annotation, molecular function: structural constituent of ribosome. The record is from RefSeq and is a predicted model, not a curated record. Bases 139 to 849 code for a protein of 236 amino acids. Lineage: Eukaryota; Viridiplantae; Streptophyta; Magnoliopsida; Ericales; Ebenaceae. The transcript has 5 exons.